This is a messenger RNA of Macadamia integrifolia, 396 nucleotides long. RefSeq lists its product as uncharacterized. NCBI's taxonomy places the organism in Eukaryota, Viridiplantae, Streptophyta, Magnoliopsida, Proteales, Proteaceae. The transcript has a single exon. The coding region runs from base 1 to 396 and encodes 131 amino acids. The record is from RefSeq and is a predicted model, not a curated record.
AUGUCUGUGGUUACUGAGUCUCGGCCCUUGAACAAAACGGAUUCUGAAGUCCAAUCGGUUCUCAGACCAGCGGGAAACAGUCUUAGGGUUUCAAAAUCACUAGAAUCUAAACAGAAAAACGAUGUUCAGAAGAAACCGCAACUUAUGAGAGGGCCGGCUAGUCGGUCUUUGGAAUCCGUUCACCGGCGUAAUGUUUCUGUUGACAGUUCGUGCUCGUCGGAUUCUUCUCGCACGGUUUCUUCUGUGAAAAUGGCGAGUUUCAGAAGGAGAAUGAAGCCGAACGGUUUAAAAUCUGUUAAGGUGGUUCCCGAUGGAGUUGAAGUUGCUUCGCUGUCACCAGACUCGCCGCCAGUUCAGCUGAAGCGGUGCGAUUGGAUCACUCCGAACACUGGUUAG